Messenger RNA from Bipolaris oryzae ATCC 44560, 2094 nucleotides. RefSeq names its product copper radical oxidase. Gene Ontology annotation, molecular function: protein binding. The record is from RefSeq and is a predicted model, not a curated record. The transcript is spliced from 2 exons. The coding region runs from base 1 to 2094 and encodes 697 amino acids. NCBI's taxonomy places the organism in Eukaryota, Fungi, Ascomycota, Dothideomycetes, Pleosporales, Pleosporaceae.
AUGAAGCUCGCCAGCGCAACACAAGUCAUCUUUCCAGGCGUACUCUUCGCGUUUGUGAGCGAUGCCACUCAUCUUCCCCGAGCAGUCAUCGGGAAAUGUCCAAGCGGAGAACGUUCGACCUUCCUUAUCAACAACCGGAUCUAUAAUAUCUGUCCUGGCACAGAUUACUGGUCGCCAAACGUUAAAAUUGUUCCAGACACAGCCAAUGUUGACGCCUGUGUCAUUCGCUGCUCCGAAACCGAAGGAUGCGCAAAGGCAUCAUACAACUCGAAGUUAAAAACGUGUUACUUAAAGGGAGAUCCAGAAGCUCCAAUCUGGUUUGAAACGCCUGACCUGGAUACGAUCCGUGUCGGCAACGUGCCGCAGUGCCCAACGGAUGAGAGGUUCAUCAAUGUCAACGACGGCAAAUUUACCAUUUGUCCGGGUACAGACUACUGGUCACCCAACGUUCAAAUCAUUCCUGACAUUGUCAAUGUCGAUGCUUGCGUCACUCAAUGUGCACAAGACACAUCGACAUGCGAGAAGGCCUCGUACAACUCUAAACUUAGAACAUGCUACCUCAAGGGCAAGCCCGCUAGUCCAGUGUGUAAUCACCCAGGUCAAUGGGGCAAAGUCUUUCCACUUCCCGUGAUCCCGGUAGCUGGCUAUGUGGUACCUGAGUGGCCAGAGUCUAAUAGGCUGCUUUUCUGGUCAGCUUGGGCUACGAAUAAGUUCAGUUUGUGGAGUCCGCCCAACGGCUACACUCAAUUUGCCGAUUACAACUACAAGACUGGAGCUUUAUCUCAGCGCACUGUGUCCAAUACUCGUCAUGAUAUGUUUUGUCCUAGCAUCAGCGCGUUGGCAGACGGAAGGAUUGUUAUCACAGGCGGAACAAAUGCAGAAGUAACUUCGAUUUACGAGCCGUCAACAAACCAGUUUGUUCGGGGACCUGACAUGAAAAUACCAAGAGGAUACCAGACCUCGGCUACACUAUCAGAUGGCAGGGUCUUUACGAUCGGCGGUUCUUUCAGCGGCGCGCGGGGUGGCAAGAAUGGUGAGGUCUACGACCCGCGCACAAACACCUGGACCGUGCUUCCUAAUGCCAGGGUAGAGCCUCUCCUGACCAGCUACGAUUGGGAAGGCGAUUGGAGGACCGACAAUCACGCCUGGCUCUUUUCCUGGAGCAAUGGCAGCGUUUUCCAUGCGGGUCCUAGCAAGGGUAUGCACUGGUACGGUACGACAGGCUCAGGUUCCGUUCAAGAUGCUGGAAUUCGCGAUCCUGAAGCUGACGCAAUGUGCGGUGUUCACGUUAUGUUCGAUAUAGGCAGGAUUUUUUCUGCCGGAGGAAGCCAGAGCUAUACUGCAAGUCCUGCAACCUCUCGUGCCCAUUUGAUUACGAUCACAGAAGCAUUCAAAGCGGCCACCGUCGAACGACUGCCGCGAAUGAAUGACCCACGAGGUUUUGCGAACGUUGUAGUACUGCCAAAUGGACAAGUCCUUGUGCUUGGUGGCCAACGUGUGUCGCGUGUCUUUCAAGACGACGAGUCUGUCCUGACACCUGAGCUGUUCGAUCCCGCUACAAAGACAUUUCGACGCCUCGCGCCAGCCGCAGAACCUCGCAAUUAUCACUCUAUUGCUAUUCUUCUUAGUGACGGUCGUGUUUUCACUGGAGGUGGCGGUAUGUGCGGUAAUCUUGCACCUGGCCAAAGUGAGCAAUACUGCAACCGUGCCAUCGAUCACCAGAAUGGACAGAUCUUUACUCCUCCAUACCUUCUCAACCAAGACGGCUCAUUAGCUACCAGACCCAUCAUAUUUGCUGUCGAGAGCAAAGGAUAUGCGGACGGACGCAUUGUCAAAGUGGGUGGGACGAUCAUAGUUUACAUGAACUAUCCGAACGACCAUACAUUCUCACUUGUGCGUAUGGGCUCUGUCACGCAUUCGGUCAAUAGCGAUCAGCGACGUGUACCAAUGAAUAAUGUCCAGAGGAAUGCUGCAACAUUCACGAUGAAGCUUCCCAACGACUCCGGCGUACUGAUUCCUGGGUUCUACUAUUUAUUUGCAAUGGAUGCAAGAGGUGUUCCAUCGAUCGCAAAGACGCUCCAAGUUGUGUUAUGA